AUGGGUGAUGAUGACGGCUCUGGAGGUGCAGGAGGCGGCCUUGUUGCACAGACCUAUUGGAGCAAUGGCCAUUAUAUUUUUUCCAAUCCUGCUAAUUCCACUUUUGGCUUCACUUUUGGGUCUGGUGAAUCUGCUCAGGAAAUUAAAUCUAAGAGUGACUAUGGCGUUAAAGUAGCUACUGGAGGAAGAGAUAGAUCUGGUGCUGGUAGCGGUUGGUUUGGAGGAUUUGCUAGUCAAUUUGGAAAUGCUGGUUCAGGUGGUGGGAGUUCGUGGGCUUUGUCAAUGGAUGCUGAGAUUCCAAAGGGCAAUAUUCCCGCAAAAGGACCUUUCUACGACCAACCUGACAGCAAAAAAUAUUUCUUCUCUUUAAGUGAUGGAUUUAUUUUUACCGAUGUUAAAUCAUUUCCUGGAAUACGAGAAGGAAAUGGCAGACUUGUCAUCACAAUACUUCAACUCAUCGAGAAGCCAUCAUUGAGAUCGAUUUGCUACUUGAAAUUUGGCUUUGAUAUUUUAUUUAUUCAAUUGAUUUCACAAACUUAA
Molecule: messenger RNA, 540 nt
Organism: Trichomonas vaginalis G3
Lineage: Eukaryota; Parabasalia; Trichomonadida; Trichomonadidae
Product: glycine-rich protein family
Exons: 1
Coding region: 1-540 (179 amino acids)
Source: RefSeq, a predicted model, not a curated record